Aureobasidium pullulans EXF-150 is the source of this 1548-nucleotide messenger RNA. RefSeq names its product glutathione synthetase large chain. Gene Ontology annotation, molecular function: ATP binding; glutathione synthase activity; glutathione binding. The record is from RefSeq and is a predicted model, not a curated record. The coding region runs from base 1 to 1548 and encodes 515 amino acids. Gene Ontology annotation, biological process: glutathione biosynthetic process. Gene Ontology annotation, cellular component: cytosol. The transcript has 3 exons. NCBI's taxonomy places the organism in Eukaryota, Fungi, Ascomycota, Dothideomycetes, Dothideales, Saccotheciaceae.
AUGUCACGCGAAAUUUACCCCAAGUACCCUCCGGACCUCAACGAGGAGCAGCUCCAGUACUUGAUUACUAAUGUCAAAGACUGGUCGAUCGCCAAUGGUCUUGCUGUGAGGCCAGUAACUUCUUGGAUCUCUAAGGAGCAAGAUCCAGUCGGCUCGCUUGCAGUCACCGCUCCAGUCACUCUCUUCCCGAGUCUGUUCCCCCGGAAUUGCUUUGAGCAAGGUCUUGGCAUCCAGACUGCGUACAAUGAGCUUUACGCUGCCAUCGCCAGCAACGAGACUUGGCUCAAACAAAUUGUCGAAGAACUCGUGGAAGUGGAUGAUUUUAUCGCUGAGCUAUGGAAAGUCCACCAAGCUGUGAAGAAGGAAGGAUACGCUCAAGAUACUACGCUCGGACUGUUCCGCUCUGAUUACAUGGUUCAUCUCGACCCAACCCAAUCUGCGGCCAAACCUACUAUCAAGCAGGUAGAGUUCAACACUAUUGCUUCAUCUUUCGGCGGACUUUCUACGCAGGUCUCGAAGCUACACAACCACCUUCUGUCUGUCGACGCGUAUCCCGAAGAGACCUCAUCAACUAUCAAGACUUCAUCCUUACCACCAAGCACAUCAGUGCCAUCACUUGCAGGAGGUCUGGCGGCUGGUCAUCAAGCCUAUGGUAAAUCACGAAGCGGCUCUCCUGUUUGUGUCAUCUUCCUUGUUCAGGACCCGGAGCGCAACGUCUUUGAUCAAAGACAUCUCGAGUACACACUCUUCAACGAACACCAAGUCAGAGCGUUCCGUGUACCCUUCAACAAGAUCAUGUCUUAUACCAAGCUCGAUGGGAAGCGAACUUUGCUUUACACUCCCCCUCACGCGCCAGACAAGACGUGGGAGGUUUCACUGGUGUACUUCCGCGCUGGCUAUUCUCCGGAUGAUUACUCUGGCAAGGCCGACUGGGAUGCACGUCUUCACAUCGAACGCAGUGCGGCUGUCAAGUGUCCCAGCAUCUUGACUCAUUUGGCCGGUUCGAAAAAGGUUCAGCAAGUCCUCGCAACACCAAACUCGCCUCAUCUUGCCCGCUUCCUUCCAGAUAAGAGCAAAGCUACCGAAGUCUUCAAAACUUUCGCACCAAUCUACCCACUCGACAAGAGCGAAGCUGGCCAAGAAGCGUGCAAGCUCGCCCAGAACUCAGAGACGGCCACUCGUUAUGUCCUCAAGCCUCAGCGUGAAGGUGGCGGCAACAAUGUCUACCGCAAGGCUAUCCCUAAGUUUCUUGAGGAGACUCCCGAGUCGCACUGGCCGGCCUACAUUCUAAUGGAGAUGAUUGAGCCGCCAGCACUGACCAACACCAUCUUCCGUAAUGGAGAGGUCCAGAAGGGUGGUGUCAUUGGAGAACUAGGUGUUUACGGUGUCUGCUUGUGGAAGACGAAGAGCGGUGAGGACGGUGUACAAGAGAUGCUCGAGAACAAACAGGCUGGCUACUUGCUCAGAACCAAGGGUGACCAAAGUGAAGAGGGUGGAGUAGCGGCUGGCUUCGGUUCUGUUGACAGUGUCUGUCUUGUUGACGUUUGA